Molecule: messenger RNA, 2319 nt
Organism: Penicillium egyptiacum
Lineage: Eukaryota; Fungi; Ascomycota; Eurotiomycetes; Eurotiales; Aspergillaceae
Source: the annotation of a GenBank genome assembly
AUGCUUGUACACACCGUCUGCCAUAUUCACCCAAAGGGAUGCCGAAUUGGAGCAGCAUGUCCGUAUCUACAUGAUGUUUCAGCCAUUGCGGCUAAGCAGCCUUCGUCCGAGCAGCAGACACCUGCCCAGUCCUCGGGGAAUGAAAGCCAGAGUUCGACAAAAGCCAUUGUCACUGGAGCCGAGAGAUUGAACAUUGGUGAGAACCAGUCGAAGCAGAGCUCUGCCGCCGCUCCUGUCCAGCCCCGAAGACCAGUUUCAAAAUUGGAGCAGUCACACCCAAGAGAGUUUCAGAUCAACCAAUUGAGGCGCCGUUACCGUCCACAGGAAGUCAAUGAUGCUCAGGGUACUACUCUGACCUUUGGCUUGGUACCUUCUGACCCGGACUUCCCGUUUGAGCUUGAAAGACUCCACUGUGUCCUUCAUGUGCCAACCUCAUACCCAAAAGGGCGGCCAACGCUUGCAGUGACCAAUUCUGAAAUGGAAGCUGCAUAUCAAGCCAAUGUCGUCAGAGGCUUCGAUGAGAUCGUCGAUCUUACGUACCGCAUCAGUGCCCGAGGGACUCUUUUGGGUUGGCUGAACAGUCUGGACAGAAAGCUCGAAUCAUUGCUAACUACCCUGGAGCGUGGGCCAACACUGAAGUUUUUCGCUAACCUUGGUGAUGGAUCCACAACGAAAGGACCUACCAAGGCCCCGGAAACGACUCUAAGCCAGAGCUUGCCUCGAGGUCAUGGUAAAAUGCCGAGUGCUGUUGCUAAGCCAACACUACAAGCACGAACUGUAGCACCUAAACAUACGACUGAAGCGAAAGCCGCAGCUGAGAAGAGACGAGCAACCGAGACGAAACAGCUCGAAGCGCGCCUUGGAAGACUGCCGAUGUACCAAAAACUGCCGGAUGGCAGGACAUAUGUUAUUCCCAUCCAGCCAACCAAACAGGAUCGGCUGCCGCGAACACUUCAAGCACUGAAAACUGUGAAAUUGAUUGUGCCACAGCUCUACCCGCUCGAGCACAGCUCAAUCAAGUUGCAAGGAGUCGAAGGCCCCGAAGUGAAAGCCACAGAAGUGGGAUUCGCUCAGUGGGUAGAACAAACUUCGCAGCUGAGUCUGGUAUCUCAGGUCAACUACCUGGCGAGCAAUAUCCAUAAAUUCGCUGAAGCGCCCUUACCAAACGAGCAGGAGCCCACUGAAGCUGUACCUCCCACUGUUGAAGAGGACGAGGAUGAGAAUGUGGUGGAGCCAACAAAAGCACUUGCCGCGUCCUCAACUCAAGAUAUUGAAGACAGGCCACAUCUUGUUGUCAUUCCACGGCCACCCGAAUGGUCAGUCCUUAAUCCCAACAGUGGCACCGAGGGGACAUCGGGCGAAUCGAGUUACGAGGAAGACGAGUAUUCCGAUGAAGAGGAAGACGAAGAAGGGGGCGCACCCGUUCCGGCAUCAGUGGACAACAAUGUGCCCGGACGAGGCGUCGCACUUUCUUUCCCAUUCUUGGAGCUCUACGGAAUCGAGCUACUGGAACUCACCAGCCUCAAUAUCACUAUUAAAUGUGAGAGAUGUAAAGUGUCACUCGAUGUCAAGAACGUACCACAAAUUACCGAUGAGAAGGGCCAGAUGCCGAAAAUGGAAUCGUGCAGGAAAUGCGCUAACAAUAUGAGUAUCGCGUUCCGGAGGCAGUUGAUGCAUUCCCAUGCAAAUCGUGCUGGCUACCUUGAUUUGGGCGGCUGUGCAAUUGGGGACAUGCUUCUUAGCGACUUCAUCCCAACAUGUUCGGAGUGCUCGACUGCCCAUCCGGCACCGGGUAUACCUGCAGUUCGCGGCGAGAGUGCUAUGGGUAUAUGUCGCCAGUGCCAUCGCAAAAUGGUUUUCAAGAUCCCUGAGGUGAAAUUCCUUCUAGUGGGAAGUGCAGCAAUCACUUCUCGUGGAGCACUCCCGCUCAAAAGAAAGCCUCAGGAAGUCCUCGGCAUUGUCGCAGGACAAGAACUUCCGCGACGCGGUCGUUGCCAGCACUAUGCUAAGAGUCAACGCUGGUUUAGAUUCAGCUGCUGCUCAAAAGUCUUCCCUUGUGACAAAUGCCACGACGCGGAAACCGAUCACCCGAACGAACACGCAAAUCGUAUGAUAUGUGGCUACUGCUCCCGCGAGCAAAUCUACAGACCUGAGAACUGCGGUAUUUGCAAAGCAGUCCUGAUUGGAAAGGCAGGCAGUGGGUUCUGGGAGGGCGGAAAGGGAACGCGGAACCGGGCUCUGAUGAGUCGGAAAGAUCCGAGGAAAUUUAAGCGGAUUGGAGGCAAUGCUCCUACUUCGAGUUCAUCGAAGCGGAAGUAA